AAUUUUCAGAUGUCCUCAAAUUUAUAUCAAAUAUGCAUCAUAUACUGGUUAGCAUGUAUUACGAUUAUUUGUGUCAUUCGAGUAUUAACCCUCGGAGAAAUUGGGAAAUCAGAAACAGUUAUGGGUCUUAUUUAUUUUGGCAAAUUAAGAAACGAUUACAAUUUCGGUACUUGGUUAAAGAUGAUUGAAGUACCGAAAAGAUGGUUUUGGGUUUUUUACUUAAUCGCUUCCAUUGCUGUUCUGCUUGCUUUGGUCAUUAUUGUUAUUGAUGGCCAGUUACGAUACAGCAGUGAUAAUCUUCUUAUCUCAAUGGGUCUUUUGCUGUAUCUAACACACGUAUUACGACGUUUGUAUGAAUGCCUUUACGUCUCGAUUUUUUCGGAUACCAAAAUGAACAUUUUACAUUUCCUUUUAGGAAUCACUUUUUAUCCAUUUAAUGUGUGCUCACAACUUUCAUCGUUUACCUUUGAGAAGAAAACAGAAAUAAAUACCUUAUCAAUAUUACUUUAUACGAUAUUAGCUGUCGCCAUAUUCGUGGUUCAAAUACAACAACAUUAUUGCUUUGUCCUUCUUGCUCAAAUUCGUCUGCGCAAUGGCUUAAAUGCGAAGAAUGUACAUACAGUACCAUAUGGUGGCCUUUUUGAAUAUUGCUCAUCUCCUCAUUACUUCCUUGAAAUUAUACUUUAUUUCUUAUUUACAUUAAUUUAUCAGUUAUCAGUACCUAUGCUAUUGUGUUUUCUAUUUGUAAUUACAAAUCAAACUAUUGCUGCUUUAUUAAAUCAUAAAUGGUAUCAAAAACAUUUUCAUGCAUACGCCGAAAGUCGGAAAGCUUUCAUACCGUAUAUUUUAUAA
This is a messenger RNA of Loa loa (African eye worm), 852 nucleotides long. RefSeq lists its product as hypothetical. Gene Ontology annotation, cellular component: endoplasmic reticulum. Gene Ontology annotation, molecular function: 3-oxo-5-alpha-steroid 4-dehydrogenase activity. The transcript is spliced from 6 exons. Gene Ontology annotation, biological process: polyprenol catabolic process; dolichol-linked oligosaccharide biosynthetic process. The record is from RefSeq and is a predicted model, not a curated record. Bases 10 to 852 code for a protein of 280 amino acids. NCBI's taxonomy places the organism in Eukaryota, Metazoa, Nematoda, Chromadorea, Rhabditida, Onchocercidae.